AUGGUGAGCCAACUUGUUUGGCAGCGGGUCUCUGCCUCUCGUGGGAUGGCCACACGCCUCUCCCCACAACGGCUCUUCGCCCGUGGCCUAGCCACUGAGGCCUCCUCCUCCCGCAUGCCCCCAUACCCCAAGCUCGUCCGUAACCUCGAGCAGGUCCGCCGAGUCCUUGGAUCUGACCGCGCCCUCACCCUUGCCGAGAAGAUCCUCUACGCUCAUCUGGACAAUGUCGAAGAGUCAUUGCUCACCGGGACCAACAAUGGCCGCGACAUUCGAGGCAAGGCCAACCUGAAGCUGAAGCCCGACCGCGUUGCCAUGCAGGAUGCCUCGGCCCAGAUGGCUCUGCUCCAAUUCAUGUCCUGCGGUCUUCCCUCCACCGCCGUCCCAGCCAGUAUUCACUGCGACCACAUGAUCGUCGGUGAGCGCGGUGCCGAUACCGAUUUGCCAGCUUCGAUCAAGGGUAAUAGCGAGGUGUUCGACUUCUUGGAGAGUGCCGCUAAGCGCUACGGUAUUGAGUUCUGGCCCCCUGGUGCUGGUAUUAUCCACCAGAGCGUGUUGGAGAACUACGCCGCCCCUGGAUUGAUGAUGCUCGGUACCGACAGCCACACUCCUAACGGAGGUGGUCUUGGUGCUAUUGCCAUCGGUGUCGGUGGUGCCGAUGCUGUUGAUGCGCUCGUCGACGCCCCUUGGGAGUUGAAGGCUCCUAAGAUUCUCGGUGUUCGCCUCGAGGGUAAGCUCAGCGGAUGGGCUUCGCCUAAGGAUAUCAUCCUGUCCCUAGCUGGUAAGCUGACUGUCCGCGGUGGCACUGGCUCUAUCCUUGAGUAUCACGGCCCUGGUGUCGAGACUCUGAGCUGCACGGGUAUGGCUACCUGCUGUAACAUGGGUGCUGAGGUGGGUGCUACCACCUCCAUCUUCCCUUUCUCGCCUAGCAUGGUUCCCUACCUGCAAUCGACCCACCGUGGUCACGUCGCAGAGGCCGCUGCCAAGGUUGCCGCCGCCGGCCCCUCGAGCCUGCUGCGCGCCGACACCAAGGCCGAGUAUGACCAGGUGAUCACCAUCAACCUGUCCGAGCUCGAGCCCCACAUCAACGGACCCUUCACCCCCGACUUCUCAGUGCCGCUGUCCAGGUUCGCCGACACCGUCCGCGAGAAGAAGUGGCCCGAGACCUUCGGUGCUGGCCUCAUCGGUAGCUGCACCAACUCCUCGUACGAAGACAUGACCCGCGCCGAGGAUCUCGUCAAGCAAGCCACCGCCGCCGGACUCAAGCCCAAAGCCGAUUUCUUCAUCACCCCCGGCAGUGAACAGAUCCGCGCCACUCUCGACCGCGACCAAACGCUAAACACCUUCUCCGAAGCCGGCGGCAUCGUCCUCGCCAACGCCUGCGGCCCCUGCAUCGGCCAAUGGAACCGCACAGACGGCGUCCCCAAGGGCGAAGACAACGCCAUCUUCACCUCCUACAACCGCAACUUCCCCGGCCGCAACGACGGCAACCGUCGAACAAUGAACUUCCUCGCUUCACCGGAGCUCGUCACCGCGCUCGCCUACUCCGGCAGCACAACUUUCAACCCCAUGACCGACUCCCUGACCGCACCAGACGGCUCAGAAUUCAAGUUCCAGCCCCCCAGCGGCUUUGACCUCCCCAGCGCCGGCUUCGAAGAAGGUAACCCCAACUUCCUCCCCACAGCCGCCGUCCCAGACGCAAGCAGCGAAGUCAUCGUCUCACCGACCUCCGACCGUCUCGCUCUCCUCGAGCCCUUCGCUCCCUUCCCCGAAGGCGAUCUCUCAGGUCUCCAGGUCCUGUACAAGGUCAAGGGCCAGUGCACAACUGAUACUAUCUCGGCCGCAGGCCCAUGGUUGAAGUACAAGGGUCACCUGCCCAACAUCUCCGCGAACACUCUGAUCGGCGCCGUCAACGCCGCUACUGGCGAGACCAACGUCGCUUACGACGAAGCCGGCAAGCAGUACGGGAUUCCGGAGCUUGCAGAGACAUGGAAGGAGCGCGGAAUCUCAUGGCUCGUUGUUGCAGAGGAUAACUACGGCGAGGGUUCUGCGCGCGAGCACGCUGCUCUGCAGCCCCGCUACCUCGGCGGCCGGGUUAUCGUUUCUAAGUCCUUUGCCCGUAUCCACGAGACCAACCUUAAGAAGCAGGGUGUUGUCCCUCUUACAUUUACCAACCGUGAGGACUAUGAUCUUAUUGAUGCUUGUGACAAGGUUGAUACUGUUGGUCUUUACGAUGUGCUUAAGUCUGGUGGUCAGGGUGAGAUCCAGCUGCGUGUUACUAAGCAGAAGACUGGGGAGGUGUUUACUGUUCCUGUUCAGCACACUUUCAGCAAGGACCAGUGUGCAUUCAUCCUUGCUGGUAGUGCUUUGAACUUGUUGGCUAAGAAGGCUCACGCUUGA
Molecule: messenger RNA, 2397 nt
Organism: Penicillium concentricum
Lineage: Eukaryota; Fungi; Ascomycota; Eurotiomycetes; Eurotiales; Aspergillaceae
Product: aconitate hydratase ACO2
Exons: 2
Coding region: 1-2397 (798 amino acids)
Biological process (GO): tricarboxylic acid cycle
Cellular component (GO): mitochondrion; cytosol
Molecular function (GO): aconitate hydratase activity; 4 iron, 4 sulfur cluster binding
Source: RefSeq, a predicted model, not a curated record